Tigriopus californicus is the source of this 3204-nucleotide messenger RNA. RefSeq lists its product as uncharacterized. Lineage: Eukaryota; Metazoa; Arthropoda; Copepoda; Harpacticoida; Harpacticidae. Bases 1952 to 3154 code for a protein of 400 amino acids. The transcript has 5 exons. The record is from RefSeq and is a predicted model, not a curated record.
UAAUCAGUAAGGUUAUCAAAAUUAUUCAAUAUAAAGAACCUCAAAAUGCAAGAAAAGAUGCGAUAAAACAAGCCCAGGAUGUGAGAAUGCAAGAAUAAGGAUGCAAUAAACUUCAAAGAUGCUUUAUAGUGUUAUGGCAUACAAAGAUAUUUCAAGCGAUUUGCUAAGAUGGACCCAUAUUUUCUAAUAAUAUGCUCUGAUUCCAAUGGAUCAGUAUCUAAACAAUAAUCUAAGACUUCAGUAACAAUCAGGUGUUGUCAAGACAACAUCUUUGACUUGUCGCCUUAUGGUCGUUAUAAAAUAAACUCUGAGAUGACAGCUGUCAUGAAUAACAGCUAUCAUGGAUAACAGCUGUCAAGCUUUUUAUAAAUGAGUGAAAACUUGUCAGCUGUCUUUCAUUCAUUCGAAACGUGGGAAAACGGGAAAGUCAUGGCAUCUAUAGGAGGCUUUCAUUGUUUCCAAUGCAAGAUCUUGUUCAGGACUGUAUAUGCAUUGAGAAGGCAUCUCAAAUGUCCUACCAGCCACAGUCUAUGUAAAGACCCCAUCCAUGAACACAUUUAUAUUCUGGAAUACUUCUCGAGUAUGGCCAGCGCUAAAACUUGGAUACAGUCCAAAGAAUUAGAUAAGAUGUUCUCUAUUGGUGCAACAAGAGACAACUACACGAUUUAUAAGUGUCGUCACAGUUUAGCUUCAAAGCAAAGUGCUCCCUCUCUCUGAGAAGAAGAAAAGGAUAAGGCCACAAGGAAGAAGACAAAGAUCCCUUUUUACCCAUGCAAGGCUCAACUAGUAAUCGACUGUCAAAAGUUAUGUUCCUGUCCAAGCACUACGGAAGGAGAUAUUUGUCAAAAUCAAAACUUCAAAUUUCGCAUUAGGGGUUGCACCACCCAUUGCCACGAAUUAAACUCUAAGUACUAUCGAAUUUCGCAAACAACAAAAGAUAUAAUUAUAUCGUUGUUGCGAACAGGAGUUCCCAAAAAGACGAUACUCGAAGAUUUUUGUGGGGAAGAAUCGUAUGAGAAUGUUGAUUUUAAGCUUGUCACCUUGCAAGACUUGACAAAUCUUGACCGUAUUUACGUUAACCAUGGCGUUGACAAAAGCAAAUCAGAUGUAGAAAACAUUUGUGCUUUAAUGGAGAGAUCGGAUUUUAGAGCUUUUUCCUUCGAAGGACUUCACUUCAGCAGCAUUCCGGACGAAAUUGCCCCCAAACAAUUAUUUGGGUCUGAUCGAGCAUUUGUUAUAUAUGCUUCCGAUGACAUGCUCAAACAAUUUCGAAGUCAUCCUGGUACUUUGUUCAUCGAUGGGACCCAUGGAACAAACCGUUCCAAUUACGUCUUGAUAUCAAUUCUUGUGGCCGGUAAUAUGUUCCUUCAAUCUUGGGGUGUGGGUUAUUCUUGUGAAGGUUUUCUAGAGACCUUUUUACUUUAAGAUCUAUUUCUCAUUUAUUGUUGUAGAUUCUAGGGGCGAGGGAACCCCUGUGAUGCAAAUUGUGGCGGAAUCUGAGUGCAAAAAUUCAAUUAAGCCGGCUUUUGCAUUACUCCAACGUCUAGCUCCAGAUGCCGUUCCGAACGUCAAGGUCUUGAUCACUGAUUUGGCUCCAGGAUUCUUCAAUGCAUGGAUGGAGGUAUUCCCGGGGAGCUCUGAAAGGAACAUCAAAUGUUCCUGGCACGUUCUUAACGCGUGGAAGCGAAAGCUCUUGCCAAAUGAUACUGAACUAUAUCAAAUACUUUGUAGUUUGAGAACAGUUCCACUUGUUCAAGAUUUUUGGAUUCAAUUUUAUAAGCUCCAACAUGAUUAGGCAAACAAAUCGAAUGGAUGGGGGUAUUUCAUUGACAAUUAUGGACCCACUGGCAAAAUAUCAAAUCCAGAGGAAUGGGCAAGGUGUUUUUCCAAUGGCUCUAUCGCCCACAAUUUGAUAAUCGAACGCUACCAUCGUACAAUCAAAGACUACGGGAUGAGCAGAAAGAAGAGGAUGGAUGAAACGUGCUUCGACUUAACAAGAAUUGAUGGCUUUUAUCGUCGCAAGCAUGAAUAUAUCAAACUAGGGAUUAAAGGUGCUCACAAGCCUUCACGGAUGCAGAAAAACUUUGAAGCUUUGCAUCCUGAAGAUGAAAACUUUAUUGUAACCAACAAUGAAGUAGGAUUCGUGGUUCUAAGUGUGCGAAGUAAUGUAGAAUAUGAAGUGAAACCCAAUGAGAUGGGAUGUGUCCAAAAAAACUGCCUUGUACGUUGUUCGAGGUGUGCGAACCCCAAAGCUUGUGGUCAUUCCUUUGUGUGCUCUUGUAUGCAAUAUUCCUUGCGGAAUGUUUGUCCACAUUGCCAUGUGGUGGCUAAGUGGGUUGGGCUUCACAUGUCCGAGACGUCUGACGCCAUACCUGACAAAGCUACAGAGGUAAAAAACAUACUUGGACUUCCGGUCAUCCUUCCGGUCAUCCAUGGUGUAAACACGUCCUCAGAAGCAAACUCUGACAUUCUCACCAAGGUAACGACCUCAGAAGUGAACUUGGUCGUGCCGACCGAGACAACGUCCUUGGAAGUGGAAAGCAAAUUGAAUUCAAAGAACUUGGAUCAGAGCAGGCGGUAUGGAAAGGCGUUGGAAAUAGUUUCUGAAUGGAAGCGAAGCUUGGAGUCCGCCGAGAGCUUUGAAGACGCUCUGCCCUUGAUUGAAAAAAUCGAAAGAUCCAACCAUGACAGAAAGAGCAAUAUUUUCCCGCUGUUGGACAGAAAACGAAAGCGGGAGCGAACAUCUUCCAUUUUCCCUGCUCGAAAGCUUGUUAAUGGCAACAGAGGAAGUGGAGGUACAGCCUCUUUAAGAAACUCCCCGAUUCAAGAUAUGAUUAUUGAAUGUUCAGCUGUUCAGAUUGAUGACCCAUGUUGGAUGUUCCUAGUAACACAUCGUAUGAAAGAUGUCAUUUACAAUUUAGGCAAGACAACGGGCAUUGACCAAAAGAUAUUUUUGAAAAAAUACGAAACCGCAAGAUUGAUAUGGAAUUGUGCAUUGUGCAAGGACGUGAGUGUAAUUGCCCGAAAUUUAUCCGGUUAUGUACAAUGUGAUAUUUGUGAUAAAUGGUUCCAUUGUGAGUGCGUUGGAGUUAAACAUGAAAAACUGGAGGAGGAAAAGGACAGCCCUUGGUUUUGCUCAAAUCAUUCCCCUUAGAAUAUUGCUCUUUCCAUUUGUUUUGUUUGCCAUUUUUGAAUACUUAUGAA